CUUGGCUGCUCUGCCUGAAUCCCUCCCAGGCAGCUUUUCCACAGGAGAUGCCUGUUGGGAUACAGGCAGCAGCUCCACACCUAAAAAGCACACCGCUGCACUCACUUGUCUCCCGCCCAGGUGAGGGAGGACGCACGGCUGCAGCUGUUCUUCAGGGACAUGUCCUACAGCUCCUUCAAGAACCUGGCCGACGCCUACGUCCAGCGGGAGCUGACAGCCAGCAGGCCCAACGUGAACCCCCAGGAGAUCCAGUUCGCCUACACGGUCCAUCUGACGGCCACGGUGGCGGGGAUCUGCAGCCAGGCAGUGAACAGGAUCAUGGGCUUCGGCACCCGCUACCUGGACGAUUCCUUUGCGCCCUACGGCAAAAUUCUGCAGAAGAGAGAAAAGCUCAGGACAGACCACUGUGACAGCCCGGACUGACACCAGUCCCCACGGUGCCUGGGAACCCAAGGAUGGACGUUUAGUGGCGGGAGGACAAUCCCUGGUGGUGACCUGGAUGUGGGGUGAACUUCAGAGCUGUGGAUUUAAAAUCUUCUAAGGAAAACCCCCAUGAUACUGCCAGCAGUGUGAAAUGCUUGAAGCCCACCUGGCUGGGGGCGAAGAGUCUGGAAAUCAGAGCCCAAAUUUCACCCAGUAUUUGUAUUGUAGCUCCUGCCAAGCGCUUGUGUUGAACCUCAGGGGUUGUUGCUGUUUGUGCACAUGUAUUUAUUUACCGGCUUUUCUAAAUAUAUUUGUGA
Hirundo rustica (Barn swallow) is the source of this 740-nucleotide messenger RNA. RefSeq names its product BCL2 like 14 (gene BCL2L14). Lineage: Eukaryota; Metazoa; Chordata; Aves; Passeriformes; Hirundinidae. The record is from RefSeq and is a predicted model, not a curated record. The transcript is spliced from 2 exons. Bases 160 to 423 code for a protein of 87 amino acids.